Messenger RNA from Lolium rigidum, 1122 nucleotides. RefSeq names its product acyl transferase 5-like. NCBI's taxonomy places the organism in Eukaryota, Viridiplantae, Streptophyta, Magnoliopsida, Poales, Poaceae. The transcript has a single exon. Bases 1 to 1122 code for a protein of 373 amino acids. The record is from RefSeq and is a predicted model, not a curated record.
AUGGCCCGCACGCCCACCGUUGCCAAGUCGCCGCCGGAACUUAUCCCGCCGGCCGGGCCAACCCCGGGUGGCACACUCCCGCUCUCAUGCAUCGACAGGGCAUUCGGUGGUUCGGGUUUCGUGAGCCUCAUCCAGGUCUUUCCCCCGUCCUCGCUCUCCGCCGCCCACGAUGACCAAGGCAACGCCGCGGUCGUGGCAGCGAUGCGCAGCGGGUUCGCGAGGGCGCUCGUGCCGUACUACUCAGUGGCAGGUCGCGUCGCCCCGUCCGGCCUAGCGGUGGACUGCACUGGCGAGGGCGUCUGGUUCGUGGAGGCCGCCGCGAGUUGCACGCUCGCCGACGUGGGCGGCCUUGAGUGCUUCCCUCUGCUCAUCCCCGGGGAGCUCCUCCUCCCGCGCCCUCCCCCAGGCGAGAAGCUCGACGGCGUCAUCUUCAUGGCUCAGGUGACGAGGUUCACCUGCGGUGGGUUGGCCGUUGCGAUCAGCUUCAACCACGCCGUGUUUGACGGGCGCGGCGCGGCGCAGUUCCUCACGGCGGUGGGGGAGCUAGCGCGGGGUCUCCCGGCGCCGUCGGUGGCUCCGGUGUGGGACCGCGACGCGAUCCCUGACCCGCCCAGCCCGCCGGCGCCGCUAUUCAAGUUCCUCACGGAGUUCAGGCUCGUGACCCAGGUGGCGGACAUCUCGGCCGCGAGCAUCCAGCGCGUCAAGGAUGAGUUCAGGCAGGCCGCCGCGACAUCGUCGGGGGAGGACUGCUCCACCUUCGACGCGGUGACGGCCGUCGUGUUUAAGUGCCGCGCUCUGGCACUGGAGGCGGCGCUCCCGGACGACGCCGAGGUCCGGGUAAGCUUCGCCGUCAGCACGCGGCACCUCCUCCGCGGCGUGCUGCCGGCGGUGGACGGCUACUACGGCAACUGCGUGUACAUGGCCUGCGUCGCUAGGACCAGCAGGGCCGCCCGGGAGUUGGCGCUGGCGGAGCUGGUCGGAGCGGUACAGGUCAACUUCGCCGCGACGCUCCUAUUCGUCAGGCCGCCGGCGCCCAGGCGCGAGGGGAUCCGGGUGCUGCUCCGCUGCGUCGAGGAGCCGCACGCCGCCAUGUUUGCUGCCGAGCUUGCCAAAUUCGCCUAG